Coturnix japonica (Japanese quail) is the source of this 2584-nucleotide messenger RNA. It is a transcript of the gene SLC16A9, whose product is annotated as solute carrier family 16 member 9. Gene Ontology annotation, molecular function: monocarboxylic acid transmembrane transporter activity. NCBI's taxonomy places the organism in Eukaryota, Metazoa, Chordata, Aves, Galliformes, Phasianidae. The record is from RefSeq and is a predicted model, not a curated record. Gene Ontology annotation, biological process: transmembrane transport; monocarboxylic acid transport.
UUCUCUAUGCCCUCAGGAGCUGCCAUUGCUGCACCACCUGCAGAACAGAUCAUCUGUCUGUACACCCAAACAGCUGCAAGUGACCUAGAAUUCCACAUCCUGAGAUCAUGCUAGACCAAAAUAAGGUAGAGUUGCCACGGGAAGCUACAUUUGUAGGGGGCUGAAGGACUUGUGUGUUGUCAUCUGGUAAAGAAAAUAAAAUGGUUGAGAAUCACACAUCUGGUUAGUGAGAGAGCCAGGAACAGGACAUGGGUUUUGUGAUCAUCAGUUCAGCAGAUUGCUCCCUAAAGAGAGGGAGGGCAGGGUCUACGUGUCCAUCUAUGCUCAUCUGACAAGAUGGUGUUUCAGAAACCACCCGAUGGUGGCUGGGGCUGGGUGAUUGUCAUCGUUUCCUUCUUUGCUCAGUUCUUGUGUUAUGGAUCACCGCUGGCGGUGGGAGUCCUGUAUUUAGAAUGGCUGGAUGCUUUUGGAGAAGGGAAAGGCAAGACUGCUUGGGUUGGAUCACUAGCAAAUGGAAUCGGAUUGCUUGCCAGUCCUGUGUGCAGCAUAUGCGUAUCAUCCUUUGGAGCAAGGCCAGUAGCAAUCUUCAGUGGCUUUAUGGUGGCUGGUGGCCUCAUGAUGAGCAGUUUUGCACCUAACAUAUACUUUCUCUAUCUUUCAUAUGGGAUUGUUGUUGGGCUUGGAUGUGGCCUUUUGUAUACUGCAACAGUUACCAUCACUUGCCAGUAUUUUGACAAGCGCAGAGGCCUUGCACUUGGUCUGAUUUCAACAGGCUCAAGCGUUGGACUCUUUGUAUAUGCAGCAUUGCAAAGAGAGCUUAUUGAGCUGUAUGGACUUGAUGGUUGCCUGCUAAUAGUUGGUGCACUAUCUCUAAAUAUAUUAGCAUGUGGCAGCCUAAUGAGACCACUGGAGUCAUCUGAAUGCCCUUCACCUGAAAAAGCACAUAUAGACAAAGUCCCAGAUCAAUACUAUGUUUACCAUGAAAAAGAAAAGACUGUUGAAGAAAAUAUAAGCAUCCUUGAAAAGGGCUACAUUGAUGAGAAAUGCACAAACAAUCUGCCUGACUGCAAACAAGAUCACAGUUUAAAUAAGAAUGUAUUAAGCUCAACGAAUGUAAAUGAGAAAGACACUUAUAAAAAGAAAGUUGUGGAACAGACAAACUUCUGCAAGCAACUAGCCAAAAGAAAAUGGCAGCUCUACUUGAACUACUGGGAGGAAACUGUGGUUCUUUUUAAGAACAGAGUAUUUUCAGCUCUCUUUUUUGCCAUCUUGCUCUUCGAUAUUGGCGGAUUUCCCCCUUCUCUCCUCAUGGAAGAUAUAGCAAGAAGUGCAAACAUCAGUGAAGAGGACUAUCAUAUGCCCCUUGUUUCCAUUAUAGGCAUUAUGACUGCUAUUGGCAAACUUAUUUUAGGAAUACUGGCAGAUUUUAAGUGGGUUAACACAUUAUAUCUGUACGUACUUACCUUACUAAUGAUGGGAGCAGCCUUGCUUGCGAUUCCAUUUGCCAGAAGUUACUUUACAUUAGCAGUGCUUUCUGGGAUUCUGGGUUUUCUGACUGGGAACUGGUCAAUUUUUCCAUAUGUAACAACAAAGACUGUGGGAAUUGAGAAACUGACUCAUGCUUAUGGGAUACUGAUGUUCUUUGCUGGACUUGGAAACAGCCUCGGACCACCAAUUGUAGGUUGGUUUUAUGACUGGACGCAGGAGUAUGACACUGCAUUCUAUUUCAGUGGCUUUUGUGUCUUACUGGGAGGAUUUCUUCUGCUGUUGGCAGCGUUACCCUGCUGGAAUGCCUGUACCAAUCCGAGCUCAAAGCUGCCUCCAAAUACUUACUCCUACAAAGUUGCAUCUAGUGCUUAGGUGACGACUGGAAAACACUAUGCCUUUUUUUAUAUAUUAUGUAGCAAAGGAUUUUAGUAAUUUUUCACUUAUUUAUGAAGUCCAAAAAUCCUUAUCCACUAGAAAAAUUCUGUUGCUGGUUUAUGUUCAGCUAUUUUUUUUUCUUGUCCUUUUUUUAUCCAUUUCCCCCCCCCUUUUUUAAGACCAGUCUUAUUUUGUCUACUGUGCACUGUGUUUUCUGCCUUUGUCUACUGUAUCUUCCUUGCAGCCUGUAAUGGAUAUAUUGUGCUGUAUUAUUGGCUGUACUGUUUGUUUUUGUUGUUGUUGUUCGUUUUGGUUUCUUUUAAGGGAUAGAGAGUGUGGAGGGUUGAAGACAUUGAAGCAAAAAUGAAGGCCUGUUUCUUAUGGGAGAAGACAGGCAUUUCUGUCACCUUUUAUAGGUCUCCGAGUUGCACAAUCAGACUUCAUGAAACAAAAAUUUGCCUUAUGAGAAUAUAAUGCUACGACAAGGUGCUUGUAACAUCAUGUUUAGAUUAUUGAAAUACAAUGAAGUGCCAAUGAAGGAGGAAGAACAAAACCAUCCUUCUGUUGCAUUGAUGAACGUUGUGAUGAAAGUAAAGAUUCUUACUACCACUGCGACUGAGGACUAUGUUUAUAAUUACUGCACUUUCGGUGAAGUUUGUUUAUAAUAUUGUUCUACCAAAAUCUUUUAAACCAAGGAAUAAAAGAUGAUUUUUGAAACCAU